AGACUCAGUCAAAAUAAACACUGAUUGAAGACGUGGGCGCGUUCCACUUAAAACGAACAGUAGCGGUGAAGGUUCGGUACACGGGUGAACUGUAUUCCUGAGCCGUUGGAUAAAUGAUUUUUUUUUAACAUGGUUGACAAGAACGGGGUACGUUUUUCGGCCGAAAUGUGUUGUUUUCUAUAUCGAAAAUCUCAAAAGACUUCAUAUUUCAAAAACGAAAUAUCACCCUCAAUAGUUUAAGUAUUCCGAGGAUUUGAAAACUGCUAUCCUCACAGUGACGCUUGUAGUAGGCAUACUGUUGGCUGCCAUUUUGGCAGCAGGUUUUUCGAUGACUAGGGUUGGCACGAUCGUUGGGGGCCGAGGACAGGUUCUCUCUACCGUUUGCGUGAGUGGUACGCACCAGUAGUCCUGUAGGUUAAUUGAAUAGUCAAAAGGUCAUAGUUUAUUGUGCUUUGAAAAUAAAAUGACUAAAUGAUUUGACUUUGACUCGUAAAACAGCUUGCUCUUUCUCUACCGUGACUGCAAACCCACACACGUUCAAGUUCAUACUGAAGCCACUCAGCAUGCCUUUCCGGUUGGACUUCGCUGUGAAGAUCGAGAGAGAUGCCGCAAUAUCCCUCUCAGAGAACACCACACAUGGGUCCAUCUUUGCCGAGAUGAAUAUUGGAGGUUCGGUGAAUGGUCGCGCAGUUAUGAGACCCUGCUAUUAUGUCGAGUGCCCUGGCGUGGAUGCUACUCACGAUGAGGCAGGUCUGGUUGACGCCAAUGAAUACCGCCCCUUCUGGAUCGACUACAAAGGGGGCGUGGUCAGGGUUGGUAAAGGAGGACAGGAGGUGGCUUUCUUGGAGUGGGACGCCGGUGCACAUCACCAGGGAGUAGUAACCCAAGUACGUAUUGGUAUCGCUUCAUGGGCUAGCGCCAACGGAGACUGGGUGUUUUACAAAUUUUGCGAGUGAGAAUUAGGACCGCUGGUUUUGCUAAACAAAAUACGAGGUAAAUGUAUUACUUCAUAGUAAAAGUGAAAUUGAGUCCCAAAACAAACUUCAUUCUUAUCAUACUAGCAUCUGUGUCUAAAUAUUCCCGUAGUAGUAAACAGGUACUUUAGGGAAUUUUUUUCUCAGCCACAGCUUUGUGAAUAUGCUAUACAUGUAAUUCUUUUUGUGUUGUACGUAUAUUUCUAUUUACU
This is a messenger RNA of Patiria miniata (bat star), 1186 nucleotides long. Its product is annotated as C3 and PZP-like alpha-2-macroglobulin domain-containing protein 8. NCBI's taxonomy places the organism in Eukaryota, Metazoa, Echinodermata, Asteroidea, Valvatida, Asterinidae. The coding region runs from base 564 to 956 and encodes 130 amino acids. The transcript has 2 exons. The record is from RefSeq and is a predicted model, not a curated record.